Oncorhynchus kisutch (coho salmon) is the source of this 2093-nucleotide messenger RNA. RefSeq names its product claudin-15-like. NCBI's taxonomy places the organism in Eukaryota, Metazoa, Chordata, Actinopteri, Salmoniformes, Salmonidae. The transcript has 6 exons. The record is from RefSeq and is a predicted model, not a curated record. Gene Ontology annotation, cellular component: bicellular tight junction; membrane. Gene Ontology annotation, molecular function: structural molecule activity. The coding region runs from base 475 to 1089 and encodes 204 amino acids.
UAACCACUAGGCUACCUGCCGGGACUAGCUCACUUUGUCUUUUUUGCCAGAAGACAGUAAAUUGUUUUCAACGAACAAAUUUAGAGCAACAUUUCCAGUCACACCAUGCCACUUUCACAAAACAUAUCCGCCACAAAGCUACCUCAGAAACAACAAAAUAGUGCAACUCAAAGGACAGCUCAAAGGACAACAACAAAUGAUGGACAGAUCUAGCACUGUUGCAGAGAAAACGAGGGGCAACAUAUGAGAUUGCUUGGAUACUCACAAGAAACAAGAAGGCCUUCACAGACGCGGAGAUUGUCAGAUAAUGUUUUUUGGACUCAGCUGAAAUAUUGUUUGCUGAGUUCACAAAACAAGGAUGCUAUUUUAAAGCAAAUUAAGGGACUGCAACUCUCAGACUCGACCAUAACAAGACACAUAGAAGACAUCUGGCGAGGACAUCGGUAAGCAUCUGGCGAGGACAUCGGAUGGGUGAUGGUGGGGAUAGCUAUACCGAACCGUUACUGGAAGGUUUCAACGGAUGACGGGAACGUCAUCAUUACCUCGAACAUCUAUGAGAACCUAUGGAUGUCCUGUGCCACGGACUCAACUGGUGUCCACAACUGCCGCGAGUUCCCCUCUCUACUGGCCCUGAACGGAUACAUCCAGGCGUCUCGAGCAUUGAUGAUUGCAGCGGUCGUUUUUGGAUCAAUCGGGCUCGUCGUCACCCUGGUCGGGGUACAGUGUUCUAAAGCUGCCGGAGAGGACAUGGUUCUAAAGGGUAGAAUAGUUGGCGUUGGUGGUGUGCUUUUCUUUCUUCAAGGCCUGUGCACAAUGAUCUCAGUGUCUUGGUAUGCUUUCAACAUCACCCAGGACUUUUUUAACCCAUUCUAUCCCGGGAUAAAGUAUGAAAUCGGAGAGGGCCUCUACAUUGGCUGGUGCUCGGCUGUUCUUGCACUCACUGGAGGGUCAUGUUUGACAUGUGCCUGCAAACUGGGCACGUCUGAGAAACAACCUUACCCAUACCAGCCCAGGGGCAGAGUGUACUCUGGAGUUGCACCAUCACGGAGUCAGGCUGCCACUUCCUACGGCCAGGACGCCUAUGUCUGAGAAAGAGAGGGCACACCACUGGACCCUGUGGAUCACCUUCAUUCACCAUGUGUCAAACCUACCAGACACUGUUACACGUACAGCUACUGAGAAGGUGUAAGGGACUGUACGUUAUUUAUGAGGGAUAAAUGGAGAAAAAUCAGACUUCUCUUAAAUGAAAAUGAAAUUCCCUCCCCUCAGUAAAAUAUAUUACUCGACCCUCCCUGAAUGUAAAAAAAACAAGUGACCAACCCCUAUACCCACAAUAAUAAUUAAAACACCAAGUGGAUAGCAGAGAACAUGCCUACCAUUUACCCUCAAUCCUAGGACAGGCCAAUCCAAGCCUUAGAUAUGCAGUUUUAGAAACUGUUCUUCGUUUUAUAAGUAUUAGGUUGUGGAUUCGCAGACCACCGCACACAAUGGUAGGGGUGAAAAUAUAUACAUUAUAAUAAAAACCCUGCAUGAAUCUCUUAUUUUCGGGCUGAGAAAAACAUGCCUUUUAUAAAUGCAUUUCAUGCAAUUCUACACGACUGGAGACAAGCAGAAUCUUUUUUUAACACCACAACAGAGCAUGACAACAAAUGAGCGCAUGCUGCAGCACCGGAAACGUUUUAAUUUCUAUUCAGGGUUUUGUUAAAAAGGAUGAUAGGAACAGUGCUAAAGUUAUCGAUCAAUUGUUGAAAUGUAGUGCAACAGAACCAGUUACAACUGAAGCAACUGAUCAUUAAUGAAUUCAAGAAAAAGCGACAUGCACUUGUAACUUUUUUCAUUUGGGAAAUAAUGUUCUUAUUUAUUCUAUUUUAUUCCAUGACAUUGUUGUUACAAAAUAGUUUUGUGUUGUCUGUGAUUAGGGCAUGGGAAUACAAGAGCAUCUGCUACAGUAUUCUAAAUGAACAAACUAGGCAUGCAUAGCUCACUGCAUGAUCCUCAAACCAAAGACUGGCCAAACUCAUGUUUCUAAAAGUGAAUUCAAAAGGUACUGUUAAAAUGACUGCACUGUAGAAUAAAGGCAUUUUGUUUUAUUA